Xyrauchen texanus (razorback sucker) is the source of this 4562-nucleotide messenger RNA. RefSeq names its product AP-1 complex subunit gamma-1-like. Gene Ontology annotation, cellular component: membrane coat; AP-1 adaptor complex; Golgi apparatus. Gene Ontology annotation, molecular function: clathrin-cargo adaptor activity. The record is from RefSeq and is a predicted model, not a curated record. The transcript has 22 exons. Gene Ontology annotation, biological process: Golgi to vacuole transport; receptor-mediated endocytosis; intracellular protein transport. NCBI's taxonomy places the organism in Eukaryota, Metazoa, Chordata, Actinopteri, Cypriniformes, Catostomidae. The coding region runs from base 269 to 2650 and encodes 793 amino acids.
CGCAAGCAAGUAAAUUUCCAGUUCUAUAGCGGCUGGAUGGGCAAUGAAUGGCACACCCGGAUGGCGGAAGUUGCGCGGUACUAUGAGCCUUAUGUGCACAUUCACGAAUGCAGCGUGAAGUUAUUCGUACCGUAAAACACACUGUCUUGUUAUCAUCAGUUUUACAGCGUAAGGUCAAACAGUUGAGGAGGAGGAACGGAUGAAUUAGGGACUGAAGAGCGGGCAGGCAUCUGCGAGUGGAAUAUCUGUGCUUCCAAAAGAUACAGUUAUGACUCCAUCAGUGCGUUUGCAGGAAAUGAUCCGGGUGAUCCGGAGUGCACGAACCCAGUGUGAAGAGAGGGGCAUCAUACAAAGAGAGUGCGCGGAUAUCCGGGCGCAGUUUCGCCAGAGUGACAAUGGGGAGCGUUCGCACAGCCUGGCCAAACUACUUUAUGUGCACAUGCUGGGCUACCCUGCACACUUUGGCCAGAUGGAGUGUGUUCGCCUGAUUGCGAGCACCAGGUACAAUGAGAAGCGGAUUGGUUACCUGGGAGCCAUGAUGCUCCUGGAUGAAAAGCAGGAUGCUAGCUUACUGAUUACCAACUCAAUCAAGAAUGACCUUUCCCACAGCAGCCAGUAUGUCCAGUCUCUGGCUCUAUGCACUCUGGCCUGUAUGGGUUCAGGUGAGAUGUGUCGAGAUCUGGCACCGGAGAUCGAACGGCUGCUCAGGGCCUCUAACUCUUACAUAAAAAAAAAGGCCACCUUGUGUGCUGUCCACAUAAUACGAAAAGUUCCAGAGCUUGGAGAGCUGUUCACUCCUUCAGCAAGGUCUCUACUCUCUGAGAAGAACCAUGGGGUUUUGCAUGGUGCUGUAGUUCUUAUCACUGAAUUGUGUGAGCGGAAUCGUGAUACUCUUGGUCAGUUUCGCAAGGCUGUUCCUGAACUGGUCCAGAUUAUGAGAAGUCUUGUAACUUCCAGUUAUUCUCCAGAGCAUAACGUAGCUGGUAUCUGUGACCCCUUUCUACAGGUGCGCAUUCUUAGGUUGUUAAGGAUUCUUGGUCACAAUAAUGACACCGCUAGUGAUGCCAUGAAUGAUUUGCUGGCACAGGUGGCAACAAAUACUGACAGCAGUAAGACUGCAGGUAGUGCUGUGCUGUAUGAAACAGUCCUAACUAUCAUGGACAUAAACUCGGAGAGUGGGCUAAGGGUGCUAGCUGUAAACAUUCUGGGGAGGUUUCUUCUUAAUAAUGACAGGAAUAUUCGCUAUAUAUCAAUGACUUCACUCCAGAAGAUAGUGCAGACGGAUCAUAAUGCAGUGCAGCGGCACAGAGGCACCAUUGUGGACUGCCUGAAAGAUCAAGAUGCCUCUGUGAAACGUCGUGCUUUGGAACUCUCACUUGCCCUUGUGUCGGCUGUGAACAUUCGUUCCAUGAUGAAAGAGCUUCUUAUUUUUCUUUCAACCUGCCCCCCAGAGCUGCGAUCUCAAACCGCUUCUGGCAUCUUCAACGCUGCUGAAAGGUAUUCCCCUUCUAAGCGCUGGCACAUUGAUACCAUCCUGCAUGUGCUCACUACGGCAGGGGGUGAUGUAAGAGAUGAGACCGUUCCGAACCUAAUCCAACUUAUCACUACUGCGUCUGAACUCCACAGUUACACUGUUCACAAGCUCUAUAGAGCACUAGUAAAAGAUAUUUCACAGCAAUCCUUGGUUCAGGUAGCAUGCUGGUGCAUAGGAGAAUAUGGAGACCUGCUGCUGAAGGGAGAGUGUGAGGAGAUGGAACCUGUACAGGUUAAGGAGGAGGAUGUCCUGGAUGCCUUGGAAACAGUUCUUCAGUCUCACAUGUCAUCGCCAACAACCAGAGGCUUCGCACUCACUGCUACCAUGAAGCUGAGCACUCGCAUCACAGAAAAUGUAGACCGAAUCAGAAGUAUUGUCAGCAUCUAUGGCAGCUGCAUUGACUUAGAACUUCAGCAGAGGGCAGUGGAAUAUAAUGCCCUCUUCAAGAAAUAUGACCAUAUGAGAGCUGCAGUGUUGGAGAGAAUGCCCGUGAUGGAUAAAAACUCACCUGACCACACCAAUGGAGACACAGCUGUAGAGACUAUUAAGGAGCCUGACGCACCCAAACCUACAGUUUUGCCCUCUGAACCAGCAAGCCAGGUGUGUGACCUUCUGGGUCUUCUGUGUGAGACUGAUAUAACUCUUCAGUCCAGCCCAGCCCCAAUCAGCACUCCACCAACAUCUACCUCUAAUGCUGGAGAUAUUCUUGACCUGCUUGGAGAACUGGAGCUUACAGCAGUUCCUGCUGUGACUGUAUAUGAGAAGAACGGAGUGAGUCUGAAACUACAAUGUGACAAACAAAUGGACACGGAUGUCACUGUCACCUUUAUUGCUUCCAAUUCCUCACUGAGUGACAUCACCAACUUUACCCUCCAAGCAGCAGUACCUAAGAGUGUUAAGCUGCAAAUGAAAGCUCCAAGUGGUAAUGUGAUUCCAGCACGAGGCCUUGGUCAAGUCACACAGACUGUGUUACUCAACAACCCUAACAAGGUGAGCCUAAAGAUGCGGGUUCGAAUGUCUUACUCUAAUCAGGGCAUGAUGUGUCAGGACACAGUACAGAUUGACUCCUUUCCAAGCCCUGCCUGGAACUGUCAGCCAUCAAUCAGUCCCUUGUGACAGACCUACAUGAGUCUAGUCUACCCUGGGGACAAUCUCCAUGACAGUCUCUCCCAUUUAGAAGGAAAUUUACACAGUCUGGCAGCUGUCUAUCAUCCUCUUUAUUAUUACACCUUUGGCAAAUGUGACGUUAGUUAUUUGUUUUAUUAGUCAAAGACUUUUAUUGCAGUGGAUGAGAGAUCUAUGAACUGCCGACUGUCCCAGUACAGAUUUGACAAAACAGAUUUAUAUGUGUAUGAAGUGUUAUCUUGGUUUGAAUUGUGGAGAACAAAGUGUGAUUUUUAUGUGCUUUUUUGUUAUUGCACAAGAGUAAACACAUAAACUAAUGUACUCUAUCUUUAGAUAAGCUCCUUUAUGCUAACGCUAAAUGGUAACUAUACCAACACUUAUAUUUCAAUGGCUUAGGCCAUCUUGCAAUGGCUAAAAUGAUCAACCUACGCUGCGUUUCCACUGACGCGUUAGAAAUCCGCUCAUUGCCACUCACAACACUAGGGAACAGCUUGCUCUGCGCCGCUGUCAAUCCCACAAUCCACCUUACAAGCGUGGCACUCAGCUUCCAUAGGAAUGCAUUGAAACAGACCUUCGUUCGCAACACGCCGGUGGGUAGGUACUGUUAUUGGGAUAGUUCAACCAAAAUUUUUAAUUCUGUUCAGUGGAAUUCUUUCGGUUUCAUUCCAUCUUUUGUCCGUUCCAUAAAAGUGAAGAAAGGAAGCCAUUCAGGUUUGGAAUAACAUGAGGGUGAGUAACUCAUGACAGAAAAAAUGUAUGUGAAUUAUCCCUUUAAUCCCUUUGCAAGCAGAUAUGUGUGUAUAUAACAUGAGUUGUGAUCACAGCUCAUCUCCAAAUGCCUUACUGUUACAAUCAUGUCUUUCUCGACUCUGUCACAUCUCAGGAUAAUGACCGUGAAUGUGGACUCAACAAAUUCACAUUACCAUCUCAUGUACUUAUAAUGUUCUAAUGAUACCCCUUAAAGAGCCCCCGAAAUCAAAAUUGGACUUUUGUGACUUUGUCUAAGCAUAUUGGCUUUAAUGCCUUUAACUACUUAAAGUGGACAACAUUUUAUUUCUCUAAAAAUUAUUGAUAAUUCGUCUUGCAUUAUGUUUUCCAUUAUGAUUUAUUUAUCUUUCUGACAAACACUAUACAAUAUUGUGUGUGUGUCACACUGUACAUCCCAUAUAAGGUAUUGCAAUUAACAGAAAGAUGAUAUUCAGUUUCAUUAGUCUCUAAGGGAAUAAAAUUAUUUAUAUUUGAGAACUAGAUGGAGAAGUUUCUCCAUUAAGUUCUGAGAGCCAGAAUAUUAAUGAUAUGACACAGGUGAACUUUACAUUUAUUUUCCACUAUAAAUGAGUCUUUGCUGUUGGGAUGGAAUACCCUCAUUUUCUUCCUCCCUAUCUUUGAUUCUCACCUUGUAUGGAAAAAGAGGAAAACAAUAUCCAGUAAUAUCACAGAUACAAAAAUAUGUGUAAUAUUUUAUUUGCAGUAUUCAUAGCUUGUCUGUGGGCUCCAUGUAAUUUAAAAAAAAAUAUUUUGCUUGUGAGUGACUGACACAAAAGGGAGAACCAGCUAUCAGUACAAAUCAACAAAUGUAAAAAUAUAUUCUGGAUUUUUUUUUUUGGCAGGAUUUUAAACCUUUAAGAAGUGUCUGGCUUUUAUAUGUAUCCUCAUACAGAAAUAAAUGGUGUUGACUUUGGCAUGUACUAAUUUGGAGGAAUGCUUGGGAUCAUUGUCCAUAAUGAAGACCCAUUUGCGACUGGGCUUUAACUUCCUGGCUGGUGUCUUGUGGUGUUGCUUUAAUAUAUCCACAUAAUUUUCUUUCCUCAUGAUGUCAUCUAUUUUGUGGAGUGCACCAGUCCCUCCUGCAGCAAAGCACCCCCACAACAUGAUGUUGCCACUAUGCUUCACGGUUGGAAUG